Messenger RNA from Triticum dicoccoides, 1000 nucleotides. Its product is annotated as non-specific lipid transfer protein GPI-anchored 2-like. The coding region runs from base 118 to 687 and encodes 189 amino acids. The transcript is spliced from 4 exons. The record is from RefSeq and is a predicted model, not a curated record. NCBI's taxonomy places the organism in Eukaryota, Viridiplantae, Streptophyta, Magnoliopsida, Poales, Poaceae.
CCUCUGUAUCUGUCGACGGUGCCAGAGCCAGAGUCCACGCUCCGGAAGAAAAAGACACCGCCUUUCUUCGCUCUUCUCCUCCCCCUCGUGACACCACUGCACAGCAGGGAGAGACAGAUGGCGAUGCGGGCGCCGGCGGCGGUGCUGCUUCUGGCGGUGGCGAGCGUGCUGGCGGCGGGCGCGGCGGCGCAGUCGACGGGCACGCCGGCGUGCGCGUCCAAGCUGACGGGCUGCGCCGGCUACAUGAACGGCACGGACGCGCAGAAGCCGCCGGAGACCUGCUGCGGCCCGCUCCGGGACGCCGUCAAGAACGAGAAGCCCUGCCUCUGCGCGCUCUACGCCUCGCCCGAGAUCUUCAAGGCCUUCAACAUCAACGUCACCGACGCGCUCCGCCUCUCCAAGCGCUGCGGCGUCUCCGAGGACGAAGAGGCAAAAUCUAGAUGUGAAAUCUUGGACCAGAUGGCUUGCAAUGAAGAGGGGAAAAAAAGGAUGUUGAAGGCAUCAAGAGUUCCUAGAUGCCUUCAUCUUCCCCACUCCAGAUGUGGCGCCUCUCCGACCAAGUCUCCUCCAGGUUCAAGUCCAAGUUCUCCGUCAGGUGGUGGCAAGAGCGCCGGGCACCGCACCAUGUCGGCCGGCUUCGCGGGGCUGAUGAGCCUGUUCCUGGUCCUGUGGUCUGCCCUGGCAUAAGAAACCGGCGAUUCGGCAUGAUGAUAGACAUGAUCUUCUUUCGGCUUAUAUAUCCCAUGGUAGAUGAGCUGCAGCUCUGGUGGUAGUUCUUGGCGGUGUCGUCGCAUUUGUUUUGCCGUGUAUUGGUUGGUGUUGCCAGUUCAGUAGACUUGCUGUGAAUAAGGAUUUCGGCACUCUCUUCAGACCUGUGAUGACCAGAGCAGAGUGGGCCUUGUGUGAGACGUAUUUCGGCUUCACUGUUUUCUUUUCUUUUAUACGGUAUUUGAGAGAGAUUUGUGCUAGUAAGAGGAGGCCACUCACGCCUAGAAUUCGA